UGGUAAUCACUUAAAAUUGAAACUGAUCAAAAUUUUACCUCCUUUUGCAGUGUGUUUAAAAAGGACCUAAAUUAUUUAAUGAUUUAUUUAGAGUCGGCUAAAGACCAAUCAUGACCACUACACUGAACAGUGAAAGGAACCUUCGCUUCUGAUGAAUGUCUAGAAACUUUAAUUCAAUUCGAAUUGUCGAAAUAAUUGUUUUGCAUAGAGCAAGCGUGACGCGGUGCCUAGAAUGUAUUUCUAGUGAAGUGAUUAGUUCUAUGUUAAUGUUAUUAGGCAAUAUAGAUAAUGUUAGAAGUGAUCAUGUUGUUUAAUAAAAGUAAUAUAUUGCCUUUGUUAUCAAUCCACUUAAAUAUAUCGUACAAUAUUGUCAUAGUUUAGUAAUGGAUGUCGCUUUAAAUGAAUGAAAAGCGCCUAGUACUCUUAAAUUAAUGUUCGAAAAGACCGUUCAAGUAAUGACAAAUGAUUGUACGAUAUUUUGAUGAAAAAUAUACGAGAAUUGAAAACUGUGAAAAAUACGUUUUGUGACGAAACUUGAGCGCUUCCAGAAAUUUAAGAAAUUUUUACAAUGUUGCCGGAUUGCUUGUGAAUAUAUCUUGAACACAUUCAUCAAUAAUUUAAUUAUCAAAACAAAUUAUUUCGAUUAGUUCUACUAAAACAUCAAGUAGUAUAAAGGCUCACAGAAAAUACUAACGAGAUCGAUCGCUUUCGCAAAGCAUAUCCAAGUGCAUUGAAAAUAUGAUCGAUCUUCGAAACCACGAGUAACCAAUGCCUUUCUAUUCAAUUGAAAAUUGAUCGAAUAUUUCAUUGCAUUCAUAACUUAUAUGGAUUGCGUGAGUUCUCUUGCUACUCUUCACUAUAAAAAAAUCGGUUGUAAAUUAUUACUUAUUGAUUUAUUAAAAGACUUGUUCGCAAAGGAGUUGCAAAAAAGUAUUUAAAGGUCAUCGUUGCGCAGGUCGAUAUUUGGUCGUUUAUCUGCCGUCGCAACCUAAUGUUCUUUGUGUGUUCUCCUUACACGGUUCAGGUACAACAAUUUUUUUCAUAUAGAUAAACUAAACUAAUUUUCGCUUUUGAUGAAGCUAGACGAAUUCUUGAUGCCUGAAAUUCAACAUAUUCCAUCACUGCACCAUCAACUCCGCAAAGAGAAGAUGCUUCCUCGCCUAAUACUUAUCAUUAAAAGAAAGUAUAAGCUUAUGUCGCGUGUCGCGCGCAUAUCACAAUCCAGGCUUCAGUCGUGACUUAAGCUAAGCACUAAAGGAAGCCACCAGCUGUUUGUUCAGUAUCAGGAAAUGUGAUGAUGAAUCACAUGUUGAUUGACAAGAUUAUGAACGUGUUUCUGCGGUAGGUAAUUAUUGCUUUAAUAACAUUCACGUAGGUUAUGUGCCAAAGGUUCACUCCUUGCAUGCCUUGAUAUUCUGCGCAUCUGAUUUAUCGGGAAGUGUACAUUCUGUGAACGUUAUGCUACUGGAUGCUGUUUCCGUGUCUUCAAAAAUUCUUUAAAAUUUAAAUUUUAUAUGUGUUAAGAAUUUAUAGUUGACUUAAUUGUUGUGCGAAUAAAAAGCCACGUGACUGUCGACUUGAGAAAAAUGACAACUCUGAUAUUGUUGGGAUAUUUUUGACGAGGAUUAGCAGCCAAGUAUUCGAAAAUGAAAAUUUUGCGUAAUUUCGUUGAUAGACAGGCCAGAGUGUCCAAUGAGUUCCCUACAAACUAAUAUCUGUAAGCUGUACAGUUUAUUAUAAUCAGCGAAAUGCCUAUGAAGGGAGUGUAGCUAAUACACACAUUUCCAUGUCGCAAUUGGAAAACGACUCCGCUUCUUAUCUUCCGACCAUGGCUUCCAUUUCUUCAACUUUGGGUCUAUUCAACGACUCACUGAACGUUUCGGACGUAGCCGCUGAUCCGGGUUUCCGGAAUCCGGAGAUUCUGGCGACCACCUCGUCGUCCGUAUUCGACAACGUCACCACGCAGUUGUCUAACUCUACCAUCUCGUACGCUUCCUCGACCAUACCAUACGUAGUUCCCAGCAACCCAUCCUCGUAUUUAUGCGAGAACAGAUGGCUUCCAGUGAACCAUAUCUACUUUCAGCUCGCCAACGUCUUCCUCUUCCUAUCCUACCUCGCCCCCAACGGCAUUUACGGGAUCCUGUACCUGCGGGUCACUCUCUGUGUAGGAUGCUUCUUCUUCUCUCUGUGGGGGUGGGUGAUACUCUGCGCCUUUGACACGUUCCUGUGGAACGCAUUUUUCGUCGUCAUCAACUUAGUGCACGUGGUGGUCAUCUCCUACGGCCUUAGACCCAUACGCUUCUCCGCCGAGCUCGAAGAGGUGUACCGCGAGCUGUUCGCGCCCCUGCACGUGCCGCGUGCCCAGUACAAGCGCGCGCUGGACGCCAUGAAGGUCGUGCGCCACGUGCGCUUCCAGGAGAUCUUCGCGCAGGAGAAAAUCACGCGCGUCGACUCCCUCUCCCUAGUGCUCUCCGGCAGACUGGUCAUCAGCCAGGGGGGGCGGGCGCUGCACAUCGUGGCACGGCACCAGUUCCUCGACUCCCCGGAAUGGUUCGGUGUAUCAUCCGACGAGUUCUUCCAGGUGUCCGCCACGGCCAUCGAGGACUCGCGCGUGCUCAUAUGGCACAGGGACAAGCUCAAGUUGUCCAUCAGCGGCGACGCGUUUCUCGUGUCCAUCUUUGACCACAUCCUUGGCCGCGAUGUCGUCAAGAAGCUCAUGCAGAUAGCAGAGUUCCGCAGAGUGAACGAGACCCUGACGAAGCAUCAGCUCUCGAACGGACAGUGUGGGGCGUCAGCGGCAGCAGGAGUGGCAGCCAGCCCAGCCCUGCCCUGCCCCGACCCGGCUCUGCCAGGAGCGGGAGCCACAAGUCCCCCGUGUGCCGCCCCCGCAGUCGCGGCGGAAGUCUUCAGCUCGAGCGGCUGCACGAGUGAGAGCAAACCCCUGCUGGGGGCGCCGCCCCCCGCCAGCGAUGAGGGGGGCUCGGCCACCAGCAUCGCCUCCAUCCUCACGCGACAGAUUGCUGGACUAAGCCAGCGCUCACUGUCGCGGUGCUCGCUCUCAGACUCGGCCGACCCUGAGGAGCGUCUGAUGCUCACGCGCCCACCCAGCUGUGAGUGAGAGCGCGUCGUGGCGCCUGGGCAAGAUAGACGAGCACGAGCAAGAGACGCCCGUGUGACGGCCGCCCAAAGCGCGGCCAAAAAUCGCUCUUAACGUACAAGCCCAUCACGCACGCUCGUGAAACGUGGGCGUGCGUGCAAUAGACGACUUUUUCAUACGAACGGCCAUGAGGUUCCAUGGUGGGUGUUCGUGAGAUAUGAAAGUUUUUCAUGAUACAAGAACGAAACAACCUCGCAGACUUCCAUUCUAUGAUGGAAGAUGAUACAAAGGCCGCCGGGUUACCGCCUUUGUCUGGCUGCUGUUCUUGUCAUCUUGUCCUGGAAGAAACGCCUGCUAUUUUACAUCGUUGAACUGUUCCUUGCUGAAGUGUGAACACUUGUGUUAUCGUUCCAGUGGCAGUAAUAUCAAAAAUACUUGCGAGUUCGUAACUCUGUCUGGCGAUUCAACUUCAACCAUCCAAACAAAGACGAGUACUUAAGUGAGUUCUGAUAGCUCGGCCCCAAAAUAUUUAUAACUUGUGAUGAGAAUUUGUGGAUGUGAUCUUUCAAAUUGACCACCGAGGAAACAAUAGAAACUAAAUACAGCUUGAUUGGGGUAGUCCCAAAAAGAAAUUUGUCGCCAUGUGUGUUGUUUAGGGACAGUUUCGGUCGAUAACUGACAACACGAGCUCGUCGAUAGCUGAUAACUGUGCUGUGUUAUCAUUGUCAAAUUGUACGACUUUGCUGCGGUUGCUAACAAGUGAGUUUAUUGCUUUAGACUUAUAACUCGACUGCGUGCGGUCAAUUCCUGUCAUUCAAUCAGCAAACGUGGAGUUGUAUGGUAAUGGACUCAGCCUAGGCCAUUUUAAUGUUUAAAUUAAAAUAUUAAAAUAAAAUUAAAAUUGAAAAUAUUUAAAAAAUAUUAAAAUGACCUAGGUUCAUAGAGAGUCGACGGCUGGCAGGUCUUGCGACUUUUAUACGAAUCUUCCUUCGAGAUGCCUAGGGUCAUUUUAAUGUUUCUAUUCCGAAUAUUUGUGACGUCGCGAUCCUUGUGCAACUCUACAGCCCUCGCUUUUAUAAGCCUUCUCUCGUAUUAUAUUAGGGUAGUCAAUUUAUGCGGUUUUGAAUUUCCAAAUGCCUUCAUCUGGCUAUUAAGAUUUACGAAUCAUCUUGAAUCCCAUAACAGCAGAUAAAAUAUAUCAGGAAAAAUGUUUGUCAGCCUUUAGGCUCGACUCCUUUGAACAUAAAGAGUUAACUCACAACGCGGGGUAAUGUAUUAACCUCGUUAGGUUUUGCUUAUUUUCACUCGCUUUCCACUUGUUUCUCCCGCCCACCAAUAAAUAAUAAAAGAUCUAACAUUACCCAGACUCACAAAAUGGAUGCUCUAAGAUGAGGAGAUCGAUAAAAUUAGUACGACAGCAACGUUGCUUUAAAUACCAUAUACCGACGACUAGCUUAUUACUUCAUAUUCAUAACCUCUUCGAACAAAUAGCUUCUGCAAAUAAAAUAAUAACAAAGCACUUACGCAUGAAAGCUAAUUGUCCGCAAAAUAUUUGAUAUCAAAAGCUGUUAAUUUGCUAUAAUUGGGUUGACAUCAGCAGUUGUGCAGAGUUAUGAAGAUAGAAAUCGUAAAGUGACUAAACUUGACUCAUCAAUCCUUAUUAGUUGCUUUGGUGUCUCGAACAUUAUUUAUUUGGACUUUUAUACUCCUGUAAUUAUUACUCAAAGUAUUAAAAUUAAAUUACCAGUUUUCUAACAAAUAUCCUCGGAUAAUAUUAGACAAGAAAAAUCCUCAUUCCAAGAACAAUGCAAUCCAAGAAAUCCUCAACAUUAAAUAUCAACAAUAUAGAGCGAUAGAAGGAAUAACUGCAACUGCGAUGCCUUGUCCUUUCUCGCAUCAAGCUUUCCUCUCAAUAAUAAAUGUCAUUGCUUCAACUAUUGAGUUUACAGAGAUCAUCAAUUAACGUCAUCCAGAUGCAGAUAAUAAAUAUUAUUGUGAUACUUGAAUUUCCAAGUACUUAAUUUCAUAUUGCUUGCCAGAUAUCGAUGUAAUUCACGACGCUUUUGUCCAUUCUGUCUGUUGAUGAACUGUGAAAGUCCCAGCGAUAUAUAUUGUACCAGUAAUAAGAAGGCCUUUGUAUUAUAAGUUAUCUGCACGUUUUGUGUGUGGACUUACCAGCCUCGAUGGACUUGAAAUCCCGGAAAAGUCAUUUGUUUAUAAUUAUUUCUCGAUUUGUUCAACUGAAAGCAAGAGAAAUUAUAAUCAAAUACUUUAGCUCUACGCAACGAGAAAUGUAAUAAUGCUUGACUCUUAAUGAUGCCGGUAAGCAUUAACAAAUUGUGUUAUAAUAAUAAAGCAAUGAGGUUAUUAAAUGUUACUCGAUAGUCCCCAGGAUGUGAGGAAGAAUUGCUUGCCGACAAGAAGGUUUUGGUUUAGUGUCACAGAAAACAUGGCUCCCAACUUAUCUUUACUGGCGGUACGUGUGACGUGGCUUUAUUGUUCAUGCAUUGCUACCUGCAUUGGAGCUCUUAUUGAACUAUCCGAUGUUUCCUGAAGGAGUUGAUGUCACUUGUUUGCUUAAAUCGCAAAUUAACUAAGAAUUUAAAAGCAAA
Molecule: messenger RNA, 5709 nt
Organism: Hyalella azteca
Lineage: Eukaryota; Metazoa; Arthropoda; Malacostraca; Amphipoda; Hyalellidae
Product: blood vessel epicardial substance
Exons: 9
Coding region: 1787-3118 (443 amino acids)
Cellular component (GO): sarcolemma
Molecular function (GO): cAMP binding
Source: RefSeq, a predicted model, not a curated record